This is a messenger RNA of Solea solea (common sole), 3189 nucleotides long. RefSeq names its product tetraspanin-10-like. The record is from RefSeq and is a predicted model, not a curated record. Gene Ontology annotation, cellular component: membrane. The transcript has 8 exons. The coding region runs from base 344 to 1105 and encodes 253 amino acids. NCBI's taxonomy places the organism in Eukaryota, Metazoa, Chordata, Actinopteri, Pleuronectiformes, Soleidae.
AACUGGAACUCGAGCAGCAGGAGCUUGCACUCUUUAUAUCUUUUUUUUUUAGCUUUAGCUUAUUUUAUGGGUUUUAUUUUUAGAUAUUUUUGGUUUAUUUCAGUUUUUCCACCGUGUGAAUGUCGAGCCACUGUUUUAUUUCCUGCUGUGUCGCCUUGGAAACAGAGCCUGAUAAGAUCCAGAUAGACUCAGUGGUCUGGCGUGGUGCUUGUGAGUCCACAGCUGAUGACGAGCGUCUGCUCGGUGUCUCCGUGGAGACGGAAGUGUCUCGGGAGGGACGUCGUUAAAAGAUUUCACCUCAAACUUUUCUCCUUCAUUAUCUCCACAGGCGUCUGGUGUCGUCAUGAUCGGCGUCGGCUUUUCCUCCAUCGACGGCAACGUACCAGUCGCUGAGUUGUUUGACCAGUUGUCCAGCAGCGACGGUUUACUCGUCCUGCAGGCGUUUGGUCCAAUCACGGUGAUUUUGUCGCUUGUGGGCGUCUGCGCCGCGGCUUUGGACCUGAAACCUCUGCUGCUGGUGUUCUCUGCUCUGAUCUUCGUGGAGUUCGUGGCUCUCAUGGUCGUGGCGUCUCCACUGGUCCAGGUCCAGGCUCAGAUGGACAGUGCGGUGGACGAGGUCUUCCUGAACGUCACUCCUCUUCAUAAAGCAGAUCUUUACAUCCAGACAGAACUGAACAAACUCCAAACUUCAGACUCUUGUUGUGGUCUGAGGAGUUUUGAAGACUGGGACAAUCAACUUCCUGUUUCCUGCGUCUGCGCAACACCAACACCACCUGUGACCUCUGACCUCCAGCCGAGAUCUGAUUAUGGAGACUCUGAAAAUCUCUGUGUGAUGGUCGGCAGUGACCUUUACCCUCUGACCUCACAGGUCACAGAGAAGUUAUGGGUUCACUCCAAGCCCUGUGGUCCGAUCCUGAAGAGUUACCUGAGUUUCCCGAUCAAACUGAGGAUCGGAAUCAUCUCGGCCUUUGCCACCAUCGCGAUGGCAGCCAUCGCUCUGUGUCUGACUCUGGGUCUGGAGGAACACUGGAAGACGCCUCCGGUGGAAAUGACGGUCGACGACUUCAACAGAGUGAAAUAUCAACCCAAGCCCUCCCUCACCUGACCCCUGACCCCUGACCCCUCCUCCCUGCACUGAGGAUCGCAAUAAGUAUUUAGUAAAAACGCAACGUCAAGUUUGUUUGGAAAGUGUAUGUGUGUGUGUGUGUGUGUGUGUGUGUGUGUGUGUGUGCCUCGUCAGGAUUAUCUGACCUCGUCAGGACCAGUAGUCCUCAUGGAGACUAAACCUGGUCCUAACAUUGAGGCAGAACCUCAUUUCUUAGUUAGUUCGUUUGACAGAUGAACUCCUUAGGGCGAGGUUUAGGUUAGCUUACCUAAGAGUUAGUAUGUGUAAGGUUAAGUUUGAUUUAGGUUUGAGUUAGCUAAGAUGCAAGUUAGCUGUUGGCUUGGGUUAGGUUUAGCUUAGCUUAGAUGAGAGUUAGCUUAGGUUUAGGUUAGCUUAACUCUUAUGUUAACCUAAUUAAACCUACAUUUGUUUUAGGUUCAAGUUAGCUAAGAUGCAAGUUAGCUUACAUAGAGUUAGCUUGGGUUAGGUUUAGUUUAGCUUUGCUUAGAUGAGUUAGCUGAGCAAAGGUUAUAUUUUUGUUAGCUUAGAAUAUAGCUAGCUAAACUAGGGCUAUAGUUAUGUUAGUUUAGUUGAGUUAUCUUAGUUUGAGUUGAGUUAUCUUAGGUUUAGCCUCGAUGAGAGUUUAGGUAAAGUUAAUUUUAGGUAAGACAACAGUGAGCAAAGGAAAGGUUAGGUUAAUAAGUUAUGGUUAGUAAAGUGUGUGUGUGUGAGAGAUAACAGGAUAUUUCAAACAUGUAUAAACUCAUAACAUCACUGUAAAUGAAAAAAAAGAAAAAGAGUUUAAUUUCUGAACUUCCUGUCGUCAUAGUAACACACAGCUCUGUGUGUGUGUGUGUGUGUGUGUGUGGGUGUAUGUGUGGUCUUUGGCCACAUGGUGGCAGCAGUGUGCAGCACUAACAGUGUGAACAGCAUCAGAGAGAAAAACUCUGUGCAUCUGUAUUUAUCUGUAUUCUGAACCACACUUUUACACUCAGUGGUCACUUUAUUAGGAACACCAACACAACAGGAAGUCUCCUGUUCUACCACGCCACAGCUAGAGGUCACUGUUUCACCGGUUAUCUGACGACUUCUGCUUCUCUGCAUAAUAUUAUUCAGAUUAUAAUAUUUAUUAUUUUAAAUGUUUACAUGUGACAGAAUGUAAUCUGAUUACAACUCACGUCUAUGUUUCACCCACUGCUGUGAAAACAAAUAACAUCAGUAGUCUGGUUAGGCUUAGGUUAACUCACAUUAGAGUUAACCUAAGCCUCAAUCUUAUCUAAGAUAACGUAACUCUGAGAUAAAUUUACCUAAACUAGGCUAACUCUCAUCAAAGCUAAGCUAAAGGCAAGUUUAGGUUUGUCUUAGCUUUGAUCAGAUUUGAUUUAGGUUUAGUUUAGCUUACAUAAGCUUUAGUACAUGUAAGCUUUAGUACAAUGUUGGGUUAGUUUACAGCGUAGGUUGGGUGAGGUUUAAGUUAGCUAUGACUUCAUGAAGAACAACAACAACACACAACAGUUACAGAAUAUAAUCUGAAUACAACUCGUGUCUAUGAAAACAACUGAGGUCAGAAGUUAUUUUAGGUUUCGGUUAUCUUACAUUAGAGUUAGGUUUAGGUUAACUCACGUAAGAGUUAACUUAGGUUAUCUUUAGAUUAGCUUCCAUAAGAGUUAACCUAGGUUAGGUUUAAGUUAGCUAAGAGUUUAUUAGGAACACACAAUAAUUACAAAAUAUAAUCUGAUUAUAAUUCACGUCUAUGUUGCUGUGAAAACAACUGAGAUCAGUCAUCAGAUUUUAGAAGAUACACUGAUUGAUUGAUUGAUUGAUAUUAAGAGUCUAAAGUUUGUGUCUUGUUGUAAAUAUAACAUUUAUUUUUUUCAAAAAUUCCAGGAGACAAAACUUUUUCUUAUUCUUCAAUUAUUUGCCCAGUUUUUUUUUGUGUGAAACAUUAAAUAAUCGAAACACGUGACUUUGACUUUGAACAUUUAUUUAAAUAUAGUCUGGAGACAGGAAUAAACAGAUGUUUUUAAAUUAGAAAACAAAAUCUGUGACGGUCAGAUUAUAACAUAAAAUCUAAGGAAAGAGAA